AUGAGUCUGUAUACCGUGUCAGCAUUACUAGUCUUGAAGAAGAAUAGAGAGUGGCAUAUGUGUGUGGACAGCAGAGCUAUCAACAAGAUCAUCGUGAAGUAUCAAUUUCCUAUCCCACAGUUGGAAGACAUGUUAGAUAUGUUGUCUAAUGGAUCAAAAGUGUUCUCCACGAUAAAUCUCAAGAGUGGAUUCAUCAGAUUGAGAUUAGAGAAGGAGAUGAGUGGAAAACUGCUUUUAAGACAAAAGAAGGCCUGUAUGAAUGUUUACUUCGAUGAUAUCCUGAUUUAUAGCCAGAGCGAGACUGCACAUUUGGACCACUUGAGGGAGGUACUAAUAGUUUUGCAAGAGAACAAGUUGUACAUCAAUCUAAAGAAAUGCAACUUCAUGACCGGUAGCCUUGUAUUUCUAGGCUUUGUCGUUUGUGCAGAGGGUAUCCAUGUUGAUGAAGAGAAGGUGUGUGCUAUUCGAGAUUGGCCUACACCGAAGACUGUCAGUGAGGUUCGUAGUUUUCAUGGCCUAACAACGUUUUAUAGGAGAUUUGUCAGAAAUUUUAGCAGUAUUGCAGCUCCUUUCACUGAAUGCAUGAAGAAAGGAAAGUUUAAUUGGGGAGUAGAAGCGGAUCGUAGAUUUGCAUUAAUCAAGGAGAAAUUGGUCACCGCACCAGUACUUGCACUUCCAGACUUUCAAAAGGUGUUUGAAGUUGAUUGUGAUGCAUCCAUCGUAGGAAUUGGAGGUGUUCUAUCUUAA
This is a messenger RNA of Asparagus officinalis (garden asparagus), 747 nucleotides long. RefSeq lists its product as uncharacterized. Lineage: Eukaryota; Viridiplantae; Streptophyta; Magnoliopsida; Asparagales; Asparagaceae. The coding region runs from base 1 to 747 and encodes 248 amino acids. The transcript is spliced from 2 exons. The record is from RefSeq and is a predicted model, not a curated record.